Messenger RNA from Setaria italica (foxtail millet), 1983 nucleotides. Its product is annotated as zinc finger CCCH domain-containing protein 8. The transcript has 12 exons. The record is from RefSeq and is a predicted model, not a curated record. Bases 132 to 1742 code for a protein of 536 amino acids. Gene Ontology annotation, molecular function: metal ion binding; mRNA binding. Lineage: Eukaryota; Viridiplantae; Streptophyta; Magnoliopsida; Poales; Poaceae.
UUUCGUGUGAGUGCUGAGUGCGUCUGCGUGCCUGCGCAAGCGCGAGCCUGAUAAAGGCUUUCCACUCUCAGGGGCAGAGCGGCGCCUCCCUCCCCACACCGCGGCGCGAGAGGAAACCCUAGCCGCCCGUGAUGUCGGACCCCCUCUACCCGUACUCCCGCGGCGCCUUGCCGGGCGGCGACGGCGCGCUGCCGCCGCCGCGGUACUCAGACCUUGAGGUCGACCUCAUCGCGGCCCGUUACACCGGCACCCCGCCGCCCUACCCCUCCUCCGCCGACGUCAGCGCCUUCGAUUCGCACGUCGGCGCUUUCGACUAUGGCGUCGGUGCCUUCGACUCGCACGUCGGCGCUUUCGACUCUGGCGUGGGCGCCUUCGACUCGCACGUUGGCGCCUUCGACUCGCACGUUGGCGCCUUCGACUCGCACAUCGGCGCCUUCGACUCGCGCGUUGGUGCUUUCGAUUCGCGCUUCGGUGCGAGGCGAUCCGCGGAAGCUCUCUAUCAUCAAUCUUUUAUGGGAAGUCAUAGUACUGUUGCCCAGAAUGAGGCUUUAUAUUCACCAAAUACUAUGGCUAAACGCCCUAGGCUCGAAAGCAGCCUUCCUAUAUAUCCACAACGACCAAGGGAAAAGGACUGUGCCUUCUAUAUGAGGACCAGAACCUGUAAGUAUGGAGAGGCCUGCAAAUUUGACCAUCCACAAUGGGUUCCAGAGGGUGGGGUUCCAAACUGGAAAGAGGUCCCAAACGUUGAAGAUUAUUAUCCUGAGCGACCAGGGGAACCUGAUUGUCCUUAUCUCGUGAAGUCUAAUACAUGUAGAUUUAAAUCCAGAUGCAAGUUCAACCAUCCAAAGGAAAAGGUGAAUGCACUAGAGGCUGGAACAGACAAUGAACAUUCUCUAAUCGCCGAUAGCGCCAUCUUACCAGUGAGGCCUUCUGAGCCUGUUUGUUCCUUCUAUGCAAAAACAGGCAAAUGCAAAUUUGGUGCAAAUUGCAAGUUCAAUCACCCAAUGCCAUCCGUGAUUGCAAAGGAAACCAUAUAUACAGCAACAACUGAUGCAGCAGCACACAUUGGUGCAGCUGAUGAUCUGGUUCCAGCAAAGAUGCAUGCACCAACUGCCCCAUCUGAGGCACAUAACCCAAAGGGGCUUCCUAUAAGACCAGGUGAAGUGGACUGCUCGUUUUAUAUGAAGACAGGCAGCUGCAAAUAUGGUUCUAUUUGUCGCUUCAACCAUCCUUAUCGGCCAGUUGUGGAUAUAGCAUUGAUAGCUCCACUGGUUCAAACUACUCUUCCUACUCCAGCACCCAUUAUCUCGGCGCCGAUGUUAAACCCGGCUACAAAUGUUCUGCAAAGCUUUGAUUUUCAUGUGACUCAUGUGCCGAUUGAACCUGUGCCAAUAUAUCCUCAGAGACCUGGAGAGACUGUUUGUGAUUUUUACAUGAAGACAGGAUUUUGCAAGUAUUCUCAGAAAUGCAAGUUUCACCAUCCUAUGAACCGCUCUGAACCUGGUGCCAACGGAAACUGGGAUCCUGAGCAGCCUGUGACACUUACUCUUGCUGGCCUUCCAAGGAGAGAGGGCGCCGAGGCCUGUGCCUUCUACAUGAGGUCUGGCACGUGCAGGUAUGGCGCGCACUGCAAGUUCGACCACCCUCCCCCACAGGAGGCUAUUGCCAAGCUGCAGGCAGCCGGAAAAGAAGAUGAGGAGAAGAAAGAAGGUGAAGCAAAGGAAGGGAGCGUCGUCCCGUGAUUGCCACCUGCCUCGGACUUGUAAUACAUAGCGAAACGCGCUGUCGGGUUGAUGGUUGUCUGGGUCUUGAUGGGCUUCUGAGCUGUGAAGUUUGAGUACCACCGGAAGAAGAGUCUAUCGGAGCAGUGCUGGUGGUGCUAGCGAGUUACCUUCGUUUGUUGCCGUAGAUAACAGUAACCUGGCACAUAAUGGUCAUGUUGCCAUAUUGCAGCAACGCAUUCUUUGGCUUUGCCACUACGCA